Lolium perenne is the source of this 879-nucleotide messenger RNA. The record is from RefSeq and is a predicted model, not a curated record. NCBI's taxonomy places the organism in Eukaryota, Viridiplantae, Streptophyta, Magnoliopsida, Poales, Poaceae.
UUGGGCGUGACGGCAUCGGCCGUCUCCACGUCCCUGUACACGGUGGACGGCGGGCAGCGGGCGGUCAUCUUCGACCGCUUCCAGGGCGUGCUCCCCACGGUGGUCUCGGAGGGCACCCACUUCCUCAUCCCCUGGCUCUAGAAGCCCUCCAUCUUCGACAUCCGCACACGCCCGCACAGCUUCUCCUCCAACUCCGGCACCAAGGACCUGCAGAUGGUCAGCCUCACGCUCUGCGUCCUCGCCCGCCCCGACGUCGACCGCCUCCCCGAGAUCUUCACCUCCCUCGGCCUCGACUACGACGAGAAGGUGCUCCCCUCCAUCGGCAACGAGGUGCUCGAGGCACCCCGGAUGGCAAGGACAGCGCCGGUGACGCGCUCCACCCCACGACGCCCGACCUGGCGCAGGGCGCGCGUGCACCGCGCUCGAGGACAGCAUUCCAUCGAGCAGCUGCUGUGCAGCCUCCACCGGUGGUGUGCCGCGGCGUGGCGCGGAUGGCGACGGCCUCCAGCAGGGGAACGGCGGCGUGGCGCGCAGCGGCGGCGGCCACGGUCUCGCGCGGUGGCGGCGCAUCGGCGGCGGGCAACGGAGCCGGAGAAGGGGAGGGAGGCGACGGGGGCGGGGGCGGCGCACACAUACCUGCAGAGGCGCGCGCGGAGAGGAGCGGGCGGCGGCCGACUGCGAGGCUUCGACGGCGACGGCGAGGAUCGGCGCGGCGGGGUCUAUGUGCGUCGACGACGGCGACGGCGACGAGCGGCGCGGCGGGGUCUCGUGCAUCGAGGAGAGGAAGAAACGGGGGAUUUGGGGAAAUUUGGCUGCGCGGCUAAGUGUAAUACAGGGGAAGACCCUUUCGUACCGGUUGGUAUCACCAACCGGUACUGA